GAAUAUUCUAUACCAUCCGUUACAACUAAAUUAUUAAACUCUUACUACUAACGCAACGUCUAAUAAAUCAAAUAUUAAACUCAUCUUAUAACAAAACAAACUGUAUCCUUUUUUUUUUUUUUUUUUUUUUUUUUUGACAAUUUGAUUAUCCUUUAGCAUAUCUUUUAAAUCUAUGCCCACUUAUCAUCCCCAUGUUGUAUCAUUAAGCAAGGUUACUUUGCAACAAUCUUGUCUAAACAUUGGUAGAUUCGUUGACCUUCAAUACACACCUUUUUCCACUUCUACGUUAAAGACUUUUUAAUUAAUGUUACACAAGAAUAGAGAAUAUAAAGAAACCAUUAGAGAUUAUAUCAGAGCAAAGAUGGAAGGUAACAAAUGGUUUAUACCUAUGAUCAUUUUUGUCCUUUUAAUCAUCUGCAUUCUUGAUUCUACUACCAAGUACCCAUUUCACCAUAUUACAUCACUACAACCACAUCAAGAUUCAUCAAUAUUCGUCGAAUCAAAACUGAAAACAUCUCCUACUCGUUCUAAUACAACAAUACCAAGAUUAGCCUACUUAAUAUCCGGUUCGCGUAGCGAUGGGGAGGCCAUAAAGAGGACGUUAAAAGCAUUGUACCAUCCGUUAAAUCAGUACGUGCUGCAUUUGGACCUGGAGACUUCUGAGAAGGAGAGAAAUGAGCUAGUGAAAUUUGUGAAGAGUGAGCCUUUGUUUGUGAAAAUUGGAAAUGUGAGAGUAAUUGAGAGAUCCAACUUGGUCACUUACAGAGGUCCUACUAUGGUAAGUAAUACACUUCAUGCUGCUGCCAUAUUGAUGAAGGAAGGAGGUGAAUGGGAUUGGUUUAUCAAUUUGAGUGCUUCUGAUUAUCCUUUAGUUACUCAAGACGAUUUGCUUCACAGUUUAAGGACUAUUCCAAGAUAUCUUAACUUUCUUGAACAUACAAGUGAUCUCGAUUGGAAAGAGGAAUAUAGAGCCAAGCCUGUGAUAAUUGAUCCGGGGCUGUACAGCUUGAACAAAUCAGAUGUCUUCUUUGUUGAACCCCAAAGGAGUUUGCCAACAGCAUUUAAAUUAUUCACAGGAUCUGCAUGGAUGAUGCUCUCUCGGCCCUUUAUGGAGUACAUAUUGUCUGGGUGGGACAGCCUCCCAAGGACUCUCUUAAUGUACUAUACUAACUUCCUCUCUACACCCGAAGGAUACUUCCACACUGUCAUAUGCAAUGUCCAGGAAUUUAUAAAUACUACAAUCAACCACGACCUUCAUUUUAUUGCAUGGGACAAUCCUCCUAAGCAACACCCGCACUAUCUCACGGUGGAUGAUUAUAAGGAAAUGGUCGACAGCAAUGCGCCGUUCGCUAGAAAAUUCGGGAAGAACGAACCGGUGCUUGACAAGAUUGAUUUGGAACUCUUGGGGCGUAAAGCAGAUGGUUUUAUUCCUGGUAGUUGGUUUGGGGAUGCAAAUACAACUAUUUCGGACUAUUCGUUGCGACCCGGCCCGGGUGCUCAAAGGCUAACACGUCUGAUAUCUGGUUUCUUGUCUGAUAAAGAUUUUGACAAAAAACAUUGUCUCUAAUCAAAUGGAUGUAUGUGUACUAUGGAAUAAUGAUGAUGACAAUUGUUGCUAAUGCCCCUUAUCUCAUAUGCUAUAAUAAUUGUGGGAUGGAGUAAUUAACUUUAACUAUACUGCUAGGAAGAAGUU
This is a messenger RNA of Lycium barbarum (goji berry), 1693 nucleotides long. Its product is annotated as beta-glucuronosyltransferase GlcAT14B-like. Lineage: Eukaryota; Viridiplantae; Streptophyta; Magnoliopsida; Solanales; Solanaceae. The transcript has 5 exons. The coding region runs from base 305 to 1567 and encodes 420 amino acids. The record is from RefSeq and is a predicted model, not a curated record. Gene Ontology annotation, molecular function: glucuronosyltransferase activity. Gene Ontology annotation, cellular component: membrane.